Pyrus x bretschneideri (Chinese white pear) is the source of this 1327-nucleotide messenger RNA. Its product is annotated as zinc transporter 11-like. Bases 45 to 1082 code for a protein of 345 amino acids. The record is from RefSeq and is a predicted model, not a curated record. Gene Ontology annotation, cellular component: membrane. Gene Ontology annotation, biological process: zinc ion transmembrane transport. Gene Ontology annotation, molecular function: zinc ion transmembrane transporter activity. The transcript is spliced from 3 exons. NCBI's taxonomy places the organism in Eukaryota, Viridiplantae, Streptophyta, Magnoliopsida, Rosales, Rosaceae.
AAUGCCCCUCUCUCCCUCCUCUCCAAACCCAAAAGUCAACAACGAUGGCUCCACCUCUCCCUCGCUUACUCCUCUUCUGUUCUCUCCUCCUCCUUUGCCUCACCAUCCCCGCUUUAGCCCACAGCGGCCACGACGACGACGACGAAACUGAACCCGCCACCAACGACAGCGAAACCCCGCAUGACCUCCGUUCGAGGCCUCUAAUACUAGUCAAGAUUUGGUGCCUCAUCAUAAUAUUUUUUGGGACGUUCGUACCCGGAGUUUCGCCUUAUUUCUUCAAGUGGAAUGAAGGGUUCUUGGUUUUGGGUACGCAGUUUGCUGGAGGUGUGUUUUUUGGUACGGCGAUGAUGCACUUUCUGAGUGAUUCCAAUGAGACUUUCAAGGACUUGACCAAAAAAGAAUACCCUUUUGCAUUUAUGUUGGCUUGUGGGGGAUUCUUGCUUACAAUGCUUGCUGAUUGUGUCAUUUCCUAUGUGUUCCUCAAGAAUAAGAGCGGUGUGUCUGCUGCUGAUCUUCAGGUUCAGGGUAAUAUUGAGCAGGGAAAGGGUGGUCAAUAUGGCACUCAGAGCCAUAACCACUUUGCAAAUGCAGUGGUUGCAAGCGCUACUUCACUUGGGGACAGCAUCUUGUUGAUAGUAGCCUUGUGUUUCCACUCUGUGUUUGAGGGCAUUGCAAUUGGAGUUGCUGAGACUAAAUCCGAUGCUUGGAAAGCCUUAUGGACAAUUUCUCUUCACAAGGUAUUUGCGGCCAUUGCCAUGGGCAUUGCUCUCCUUCGAAUGAUGCCUAACCGUCCCUUCUUAUCAUGCGCUGCCUACGCUUUUGCAUUUGCUAUUUCAAGUCCUAUUGGUGUGGCAAUCGGAAUCCUAAUAGAUGCGACAACCCAAGGAGCUGUGGCUGAUUGGAUAUUUGCGAUUUCAAUGGCUCUAGCAUGUGGAGUGUUCAUAUACGUAGCAAUAAACCAUUUAUUGGCAAAGGGCUAUACACCCGACAGAGCAGUUUCAGUUGACAAGCCCCAGUACAAGUUUCUGGCAGUUUUGUUGGGCAUUGGGGUAAUAGCUGUUGUGAUGAUUUGGGACACUUGAAGUCAUUGUUCGUGCAUGAUUUGUUUGUGGAAGAUUGCGUUCGGAAGUAUAGAUUCGUUAGUAGCAAGGCAAAGGGUUGAUAUAUGUGAUUUUGGUUUUAUUUUGAUUUUUGCAAUCAUAAGUUAUUAGUUCAGGAUGGAGAGCAGUGUUGUAAUGAUCGCCAAAUGUUUUUAAUUCGUAUGCAUAUUGAUACAGUUAUAAACAGAUGCUUUCCGGGUUUAUAUAUAUAAGCAAUAUUUGGGGCA